AGUUCGACUUUAGCAAGCAGUAUUUCUGUGGCUGCGCACGUGGAGGCGACAACACUAAUGCAGCUGCGGGUCCACGCGCGCUCAGCCCCGCUUUAUGACUGCUUUUAUCCUGUUGCGUCUCGAGCCCAAUGCUACCGGCAGCGGCACGUUUCAUGCAUUUUUUAGAGCCCUCGCCCGGAAGAAGAAAUAUUUCGUAAACGAAAAGAUUUGCUGAGAAUGAGUCCCGCAUAACUUCGGCUAUUGUUGUUAUCUACCCCCUCCUUUUUCCCCUGUCCCGCGCUGUCCAAGUUGAGUCAUUGUACAUAAGUAUGGUAGAUAAAGGCCCCUUGUUAACUUCUGCCAUUAUUUUUUACCUGUCCAUUGGGGCAGCAAUUUUUCAAGUCCUGGAGGAGCCUAAUUGGAAGCUGGCUGCAAUGCAGUAUAAUGACCAGAAGAAUAAAAUACUGGAGGACUAUCCCUGUCUGACCAAGGAUGAUUUGGACAAAAUAUUAGAGGCGGUGUCUGAUGCUGCAGGCCAAGGGAUCACUAUAACUGGCAGCAAGACCUUCAACAACUGGAACUGGCCAAAUGCUGUUAUUUUUGCCGCUACUGUUAUCACCACAAUCGGAUAUGGGAACAUUGCCCCUAAAACGCCAGCAGGCCGUGUAUUCUGCAUCCUUUACGGUCUAUUUGGUGUGCCUUUAUGUCUUACCUGGAUCAGUGAGCUCGGAAAGUUCUUUGGUGGCAGGGCCAAGCACUUGGGCCAGUAUCUAACCAAGAAAGGAUUUUCACUGAGAAAGGCUCAAUUUACCUGCACAGCUAUAUUUCUUCUCUGGGGUGUGCUGGUCCAUUUAGUCCUUCCACCUUUUGUAUUUAUGUCCCAAGAGGGUUGGACAUAUAUUGAAGGCUUGUACUUCUCAUUUGUCACCUUGACCACAAUUGGUUUUGGGGACUUGGUUGCAGGUGUGGAACCAAAUAAAGAAUACCCAACUCUGUACCGUUACUUUGUGGAAGUCUGGAUUUAUCUGGGGUUGGCCUGGCUUUCUUUGUUUUUCAACUGGAAAGUGCGGAUGGUGAUUGAGGCCCAUAAGGCACUGAAGAAACGGCGCAAGCUGCGCAAGCUAUCUCUUGAUGAGCUCCGGCUCUACAAAGAGACUCACAAAGCAGCCCUUCGUUUGCCACCCACUCCUAAUGACGUCAACAUCUUCAGCUUCCUGUCCAAGAAGCAGGAAGGCUACAAUGACUUGAUUAAGCAGAUUGGCACAAAAAAACAUGGCGGAAGCAACAGCAAUAGUGCCAAAACCAUUAAUAACUCCAAAGAGAUUGGUCGUUCCAAGAGUUGCAAUGACGCUCCCCUUUUUAAUGGUCAGACCAUUCUUAGUCUGGACCACUCACCACGCCAAAAGAGACGCUAUAGUUUCAGUGACCGUGUCACUGUUGCUUUUUCAAAGUCUAAGAACUACCUCCUAGGCUCAGACAGCGGUUUGCUGCUAACAGAGGACCAAGUAGAGGGUGACCUAGAUCUUGACCAGGGCCAAAUGUAUGAGAACCAGCUUGACAAAGACGUUGUCCUAGAGAAUGGAGGGCUGGAAGAUUAUGGAGCAGGUAGUCGAAGGACAUGGGACUCUAAAGAGUACCAUCCCCUAACAUUUCAAAAUGCAAACAUUACUUUUAUUGACGAGGAGAACUUUCUUAGCAAUAACUUGGAAGAGGAGGAGGAUGAUGAAGAUGAUGAUUCUAAAGCAAAACUAUCAAUUACUACAUGUGAUGAAAACAUUGAAACAAACUCCAAGGAGGAGCUGAGUUCUGACUCUGAAGGGUCUGUGUUCACUAGUGACGGUUCAGAACACAGCCACUCCUAUGAGAAACUUGUAGAGGAAUAUGCAAAAGAAGAAAAUACAGAAUGUUAAGAUAUCAGAACCUUAACUAUGCAAAGUUGUCACAUCUGCGUGGUCCUCUGUUGUUUUUAGUUCAUGGUUGGCAUUGAAGUACAUGUUUUAUAAUGUGAAUUGUUUGAAUGAACAUCAGAAGUCCCAUUGCACUUUUGGGGGUCUGAUAAUGGAAGACUGCAAAACCAAAAUCAAUUUCAAAUGAUUGCUCUGUUCAUAGCUGAUAAAUGCAAUCCUUUUAUAUUUGAGAGGUGAACUAUCUAGAAACUCUAGAAACAUCUUCAUGAAAAUAGACUACAGAGCAUGGCCUAUAACCCCGUGAGUAUUUAACAUCUGCUCUAUUUAUAUCUUUGUAUAUGGUUUGUGAAAUUAUAUGCCACACAUUUAUUGUAUUGUCGAAACUAAAAACUAUUUACCAUGAGUGCAUUUUUUUCUACUCGUAGGCUGGUAAGAAGUUAUAUGUGGAAAUGUAUUUGAUCUCCAUAGUUUUUCUAUGCAUAUUCACCAUAUUGGUGUUUCUAUAAUAUUUAUUAAAAUGAAGGAUAGUAGCUUUUA
Etheostoma cragini (Arkansas darter) is the source of this 2423-nucleotide messenger RNA. It is a transcript of the gene kcnk5a, whose product is annotated as potassium channel, subfamily K, member 5a. The record is from RefSeq and is a predicted model, not a curated record. NCBI's taxonomy places the organism in Eukaryota, Metazoa, Chordata, Actinopteri, Perciformes, Percidae. The transcript is spliced from 5 exons. Gene Ontology annotation, biological process: stabilization of membrane potential; potassium ion transmembrane transport. Gene Ontology annotation, cellular component: membrane. Bases 309 to 1889 code for a protein of 526 amino acids. Gene Ontology annotation, molecular function: potassium ion leak channel activity.